AAUUAGCAAUGGUGGGCGUCCUGUGGUUUCUUGUCAUAUUAGUUGAUACAAGCAAGUCUCUAACAUGUAGUGAACCUGUGAGAUCUGUGACAGGAAAGUAUCUUAGAGGUCAUGUGACUUCAAAUUCAAGUACCAGUAGCCUGGGUGACUGUAUGCAGCAGUGCGUUAGUGUUCCGCACUGUAAAAGCAUCAACUUCCGGUUUAAGGACUUACUCUGUGAACUGAACGACGCUUGUAGAUAUACGCACCCAUGGGAUUACAUUUCCAGAGAGGAACACGCGUACAGUGACAUCCAUCCUGAUAAGGAACCAUUUCGGAACCUGCGCUUGAAUAUGACGCCUUCAUGGCUUCGAGCCCACGCUUCUUUCAUUUAUAGCAAUAGCUCUCAUUCCGCUGAUCAGAUAACAUUCAACGCAGGCUCUUUAAAAAACGCGGCCCUUUUAAAAGUUGCUUUGGUGGCUGAUGGCCUGUUAACAGAAGGAACUCCGCUGACCGUUGAAAUUACUGUAGCAGUCAACGCAACUUAUGGGCAGACAGCUGACAGUGACCUCAGGCUUGGUGUAUCGGACGGAAGCAAAUUCAUCGGGUUUGAAAUACCAGAUAAAAGUAAUUACAAAAGCCAUGCUCCUUGUUAUGGAAUACAGGGGAAGUCUGGCAGCUCUCUGAGUAAAAUAAGGGCUUUAGCUCAGAACGCUUCCAAUUCACCGCCAAGCUUCUACCCAGGAAUGUUUUUCCUCACAAUAAAGCCGGAUCGAAAACGAGGCUUUUGCCGCAUUACGCCUGCGCAUGACAGGAGCUUUAAUAAAACAGUUGAAUACAGUGAGCAGUUGUUGCUCAGUCAAGGACUUGCUUUUGAAGUGUAUAAAUCGGACGAAACGGAAAAAGCUGGUAUCAAAUAUGUCGAGGUCAGAUUAAGUAGAAACUGAAACAGCUAUAAAAAAGCCAAAAAGAGUUUGAAAAAGAAUCAAGCUCAUAAACUGAACCCUGGACCACAUUAGCAAAAUAAUUUCACUCACACUUGUUUUUUUGUUUCGACCUCAAUGUUCGACAAAAAUCGAAAACUAUAAGCAGAGGCAGUCUAUGUUAAAUGGCUUAUAUACAACUUUUGCAGCAUCGAAUGCACCUAAUUUAAGAAGUCACGAAGUGUCUUUCAUUGCCAGUGAUAUAAUUGUCGUUUUAAGUUUUUAAGAAUGGAUACAUUGUUUAUUGUUUUCACCAUCUGAGAAAGAUCAAAUCCAUUUAUGGCCCAACAGCUAUUAGAGGCUUGAACACUAUAAAAAGAACUUGAAAAAGACCACUUGCUACCACAAACUGCUAUUGCCUAACAAUUAAACUCCCAAGAUCUAAUUGGUAAUUCUCCCCUCUAGCUGCUACACAUAUCCUUGUAAAUUAGUCACGAGAAUUUGGUGUUAGAUCAAGACAAUAAUGUAAGGAUAUUAUGGGGAGAAAUUUCAUGUUCAUCACUUCUGGGAGUUAAAUGGUUAAAUGAAGACCGCUUAGAGUGCACUCCAGCUAAGAACCUAUGAGUAGCGCCUGGCCGAAACAAUUUUGCAUGUGCGAGCUAUUGAAGGCUCCAUAUACCUAUAAUAAAAUGCAAGCAUAAGUCUCCUUUAGAAGCGCACGCCUAAGUCUUAUCUAGAAUAAAGCGAAUUUUAAUAUGUAUGAAUAAAUGAAUAAAUAAUUCGUUUAGAA
This is a messenger RNA of Pocillopora damicornis (cauliflower coral), 1692 nucleotides long. RefSeq lists its product as uncharacterized. The record is from RefSeq and is a predicted model, not a curated record. NCBI's taxonomy places the organism in Eukaryota, Metazoa, Cnidaria, Anthozoa, Scleractinia, Pocilloporidae.